AUGUUCUUAUUAAAUUAUGUUGUUAUUGCAGAAAGCCAACUUUGUGAAUCACUGCAUGGUUCUUCAAUUCUUUCUGAUAAUGUUUUGGAUAUUUCAAUGUAUUUAAAAUUUGUAAACUGUGAGAAUGAAAUCAAGCAGUUGAUAGAAAACAUGAAAAUUUUUUAUGAUCUUAUUGAAAAUCUCAAAAGCUAUGCAGAACCAAAGAAACAAAUUGUGUUUCCUGUCACUGUAGGAACAUCAGGGAAGGGGAAGACUACAUUUGCAAGAAAGGAAUAUGAAAACAAAGAUCUUUAUAUUAAGGUUAUAUCAAAUGAUUUUGGAUGA
Molecule: messenger RNA, 324 nt
Organism: Entrophospora sp. SA101
Lineage: Eukaryota; Fungi; Glomeromycota; Glomeromycetes; Entrophosporales; Entrophosporaceae
Source: the annotation of a GenBank genome assembly